UCGAACUAGACGAUAAUUGUGCUAAUAGCGUGCUCCCCGAAUGCACCCUAUAUCACAUAUCACAUAACCUCAAACACGAACUACGGGCCACGCCCCACGGGCACGUUGAACGUGUAGAUCCUCCUAGGAGAAACAAGCAAAGCGAUACAGUUCAACCAAGGCUGAAAGUAUUUCAAAUGGCUAAUACUGGUACUUCAACGGGCGCGAAAUCGACACCUGAUCCAGAGAAAUGUAGACUCAUUCAGCAACAGUUGGUGCUACUUUUGCAUGCACGUAAAUGUCAACGACGCGAAAGCCAAGCAAACGGCGAGAUGAGACAAUGUACCUUGCCGGACUGCGAAACUAUGAAAAAUAUUCUAAAUUGCAUGACGAAUUGUCAAGCCGUAAAGAAUUGCACCGUGCCUCACUGUAGCAUGUCAAGGCAGAUCAUCAGUCAUUGGAAGCAUUGUAAUCGAAGUGAUUGUCCGGUUUGCUUGCUGAUAAAACAAGCACAGAACAGGACAAUUUCUGCGCAAGAGGAAAUACGGAACCGCAGACAUAACACAGCAACAGUAGCAGCAGCAACUCCCGGGUACGACUGGUCAUCUAGAAGGCGUCACAGGGAAUUUGGGCUCUAUUUGCCCGACUGACCAAAAUGAAGUCAUUCACUAAGUAUGAGUAAACUCGGAAC
Molecule: messenger RNA, 670 nt
Organism: Temnothorax curvispinosus
Lineage: Eukaryota; Metazoa; Arthropoda; Insecta; Hymenoptera; Formicidae
Product: histone acetyltransferase p300-like
Exons: 3
Coding region: 177-629 (150 amino acids)
Biological process (GO): positive regulation of transcription by RNA polymerase II
Cellular component (GO): histone acetyltransferase complex; transcription regulator complex
Molecular function (GO): chromatin DNA binding; transcription coactivator activity; histone acetyltransferase activity
Source: RefSeq, a predicted model, not a curated record